UCCCCGGCAGGCAUGAACGUGGCGGUGUCCCUGGGUCGUCGUGGGUGCUGGUGAAGGCGGUGUCGUCAGGCUCACACACCAUGGGGGUCGUGGGCCUCCUCAACCUGCUCCUGACGGCCGUGGUCGUCCUCCUCUGCCUCGCCACGCCGGCGGUCACUAGGCUCGUCGGCUCUUGGAUGAAUCUCGGUCUCCAGGGCUACGAAGUAUGGCGGAACCCUCAGAUCUACCUGAUCGGCGCGCAGCCCCUCUGCACCCAGAUCGCCGGCCUCUCCCCCGGCCAGACCAAGCUGUGCCAGCUGUACCAGGACCACAUGGGCAGCGUUGGCCGCGGCGCCAAGACUGGCAUCCAUGAGUGCCAGUGGCAAUUCCGACACAGACGCUGGAACUGCUCCACUGUUGACGACUCCACCGUGUUCGGACCCGUCCUGCAGAUCCCGAGUCGAGAAGCCGCCUUCGCCCACGCCAUCGCCUCGGCGGGCGUCGUAAAUAGCGUGUCGCGAGCGUGCAGGGACGGCCAGCUGUCCACGUGUGGGUGCUCGCCCGCCCGCAGACCAAAGGACCUCAACAAGGAGUGGAUCUGGGGCGGAUGCGGAGACAACGUCGAGUAUGGAUACAAAUUCACCCAGGGCUUCGUGGACGUCCGCGAGCGGGAGAAGAACUACAAGCGGGGCUCCCCCAAGCAAGGCCGCCAGCUGAUGAACCUGCACAACAACGAGGCGGGGAGAAGGGCUGUGAUCCGUAGAACGCGGGUCAAUUGCAAAUGCCACGGUGUAUCAGGAUCCUGCUCUCUGAUCACGUGCUGGCAACAACUGGCACCCUUCAGGGAAGUCGGUGAUCUCUUGAAGGACAAAUACGACGGAGCAACAGAGGUAAAAAUCAAUCGCCGAGGAAAACUUCAAGUCAAACACCCCCAGUUUAAUGUCCCAACUGCCGAAGACCUGGUCUACUUGGACGAAUCUCCCGACUACUGCAGGCGCAAUAAUACAGUUGGAUCUCUAGGAACACAGGACAGGAUUUGCAACAAGAGUUCCCAAGGUAUGGAUGGCUGUGGACUCUUAUGCUGCGGUCGAGGUUACAAUUCUCAAAAGGUGAAACUACACGAAAGGUGCCACUGCAAGUUCCACUGGUGUUGCUACGUGGAGUGCAAAACGUGUACCAGAAUCGUAGACCUUCACACAUGCAAAUAAAAUUUUAAGAAAAUGAAAUAUCAGUAAAGUAAUACUUAUAUUGAGUAUUACAGCCAGAAACUGUAUGGCUCUUUGAAAGUGAAGAUCUAAUGUGAACUUCUGUGCCCUCCAUAAUAAUAAUAAUAAUUGUAAUACUGGUGUGAAAUUCACUAUUUGACAUUACAUAUAUAAAGACUAAGAGAGACGAAAGAGAUGAAAAUCCUCUGAAGAAUGUGGAAAUGGCUACAUUGGUGAAUUACAGAACCAUUGAAGUACUUAAUAUUGCUCUGAACCAAAGCACAAACAGCUGGUUUAUUGUGCUGUGAAAAAUAAAUGCAACAAACAAUUGGUGAAGUACAUUUUACCCAGUGGUUUUCAUAGUCUCCAAAAAUAAUUAAAAAAAAUAAUAAUAAUAAAAAAAAAAAUGCAUUUAACAUUGGUGUCUGAACCUUCUUUUUUGAAGCAAGACUUUGAACUUUUAGAACAAGUGGUUAAGGUACAGACACCGAAAUAAUAGAUGUCAAUCAGUGUUACAUUUAUAGACAGUGAAACAGUGAAUUAGCAAAAAUAAGUUGGCAGAAUAGUUACCUAUCAAUCAAUAAGUAUCUUGUAGGGACUGCAGCUUUCAGUGUUCCAAUAUGUGCAAUGUUUAUGGCAAGUUUGAGAGUUGACAAAAGCCUAGCUGAUAAAUUCCCUUAUUGUUCAUAAAUACAUCAUAUAAUAAAGGAAUGGUUUGGUUGUUGUAACUGAUGUACACAAGUAUUUAGUAAAUUUUAAAUAUACUAAUUUCUUAGUCAGUGGCAGCUUUUAUCUAUUGUACAGUGUGUAUGUAAAUAACGUAUAUAAAGGUAGUUUUAUUGUAGAGAAUCUUGUAUUGUCAAGUAGUUUGCAAGUUCAUAAUCUCUGUAGGUGUAAUAGAGAAUUCUUGUAGACCAGCUGUAGAUCUGUGCUAUGUGUUUUCCCAUUUCAUUAUGCUAUGGAUUGCAUUAUUCACCUUUCUGUGAAAUGAUUAAAUUAGUUGCCAUAUUUAAAUAAGAGUACAGGAAGUUGCCAUUUGUGUACUUAAGAAAAACUCAGUUACUGGGUUGUUCUCAAUGCAAUGGGAAUUGGAUUAGUCCUUUACCUGAGGUGUACCUUGUAUGGUAGUGUUAGAUUUGAAGGUUUGUAGACUUGGGACGUUUGCAACCAUUUUGACAUUAACAAUUUCUGCACCUAAGAUCUUGUCCCAUUUGAGUUUCUUAGUAGAAGCAAUGUAGUCGAGGUAAAAUGCAAUAGUUUACCUCAUGCAUUCAAGUUAAAAUCACUUUGUGCACAGAUGAAGAACGAACUUGAGCCAUGAGGGAUAUCCUCUUGUGCAGAUAAAUUUCUGUCAUCAAUAUUGAGGUCAUGUUCAACCUCCAGACCUACUGACAAAGUACAUAGCAUGUAGUGCAUAUUUUGUAGCAUAUACAGUAUAUAUAAAUACAUAUAUAUAUAAAUAUAUAUACGGGUGAUAUUCCCAGGGCUGUUAAUACAUGACCCAUGGGAAGCUUACACCAGGUAUAAAAACUUUCUUUUCAUUUAAGACAUAUUGUCCAUUUUCUAUUGUAGAUACACAUGAAUGGUGCUUGUCCCACAAUCUGCAAAAUUGGUAAUGGGAACACAAUACCACAAUCAAAUUUAUAAAAGGUGGUUUCAGCCAGCAUAAUUUGAAUUUACCAGGGGAUCAUACUAUUUGACAUACUACAUAUAUUUUCCUUUCCCUGUCUUUAAUCUUAAUAAAAUUAAUGUACUAUUUUGUGUAAUAUGAGCCAAAUGUAAUGAAAUGUUUAUUAGCUAAAUAAUAUAAAAGUGUACAAUAAGCAAAUGUUUUUCAGUACCUUCUUAUUUUUUCUACAUUUUAGAAUAAGGGCUCCUAAACAAACAUCCAAUACCAAGUUUCACUUUAAUAUUCCAUAUUGCAUUAUAAAUACACAGACUGUUAUACAAGUAAUGCUGCAAUUAAUACAGUAUUACUAAUUAAAUAAUUUAACAACCAGAAAAAAAAAUGUUUUGCUUUACAUGUGGUGAUAAAUAUAUGUCUGAUAUUUUCAUUUUCUUUUUUGGCAUAAUUUCUAGGUACAAUUAUCACACAACAAAUGGAGAAAUUGUAUUGGCUUAAUGUUUCUUUUACCAAAAAGUAUUCCAUUAUUGUAAUUCCCUCUCACAUCUUGCUUGAACCUUCUCUAUUUUGAAAUUAAACAAAUGAUUUUUCAAAAAUGAUAUUCCAACCUAAUACUACAAACAUCAAUAUAUAUACACAUUUCAAGCUAUGGAGGAGAUUAGACAAAGAAAAUAAAGCAGACAGGAGCACAAAAGGCAGUUUUCCUUAGAUAAAAACAUCAAGACAGGUCUUCAAAACUGUUGUUCCUUUGUAAAAUUCAUACAGUCUUGCCUAUCAGCAAUGCUAGAACCACUGUACAUUGGAAAAAGAGAAGCAACAAGUUUUAAUACAUCCUUUACUAAAGACAAUCACUCCAGAAGCUUACGUGGUUUACAUUACAAAAAAAAAGUAAUUAAGGCUGGAAAAUGGCUUAGCACUUAUGCCUUAUGAAUAAAGAUAUACUAAUGAGUAAAGAUAUACUAAACUUUACUUUUUAUAUAUAUAGAUAAAAAAAAAAUCUAGUUUUAUUUACUUGCACUCCCAUAUGACAGCAACCUAAACAGUCAAUGUCACUGAAAAUACCAGAGAACUUACAAAGCUAACCUCAAAGGUAUACACAUGGUACACUAAAUAUAGAUCUCAAAAGGAGUCCUCACAAACUCCAUUUAGGGUAAACAUCAUGCAUUUCUGAAUAGUCCAAAAAUAAAAGAUAAUAAUUGACUAUUAUUAAUACAGGAUACAGAAACAACAAAAAUUGAGAUUACACUUUAUAUAAAAUAUCAAUUUAAAAAGAUUUAAUUUCCCUAUGAUAAAGUAGAAAAAGUUACAGGAGGGAAGCAGACACGGGAACAAAAAAUAGGGCCAAAAUAAAACAGCGUCUUGCAAAACAAAUUUCCAAUUUCCUUUGUUAAAUUUAAUUCAAGAAAACAAAAAACAAUAAACAUUCACUUAAAAAAUGAUAUGCAGUGAAAGCAAUCACUACAAAAAGCAAGUGUAUUUGUUUUUUGGUAUCACUUUAUAUGAAUCUCUUCGAUUAAGAUUUCCUGAAUAAUUUUUAAAUAAAUUCCUGAUUAUCAACAAGAUAUCAAAAUACUCUGAACCUCAGUUUGCUGUAUGUAAACACAAUAUCAAUCUGAUUCUACAGCAAUAAAGAACAUCCCAUGUUGGGACACCAACAACUGUAUGAUGGGCAUAAAAAAAAAAA
Messenger RNA from Penaeus vannamei (Pacific white shrimp), 4492 nucleotides. The record is from RefSeq and is a predicted model, not a curated record. Lineage: Eukaryota; Metazoa; Arthropoda; Malacostraca; Decapoda; Penaeidae.